This is a messenger RNA of Lacerta agilis (Sand lizard), 669 nucleotides long. RefSeq names its product gap junction beta-5 protein-like. The transcript has a single exon. Gene Ontology annotation, biological process: cell communication. The record is from RefSeq and is a predicted model, not a curated record. NCBI's taxonomy places the organism in Eukaryota, Metazoa, Chordata, Lepidosauria, Squamata, Lacertidae. Bases 1 to 669 code for a protein of 222 amino acids. Gene Ontology annotation, cellular component: connexin complex.
AUGGGGACAGAAGUGUUUCUGACCCUCCUGAGCGGCACCAGCGGGCACGCGCCCAGGCUGUGCCGAGCCGGCCUCGCCACCCUCGCUGCGGUCCGGCUCGGAUCCCUGGCCCUGGGUGCAAGAACCCUUUGGCGGGACGAGGCAGGGGACCUGCACUGCGACACCGCCGCCCGGGGCUGCCUCUCGGCCUGCUUCGACGCCUUCUUCCCGGUCUCCCCCUUCAACCUCUUCCUGCUGCAGAUGGCCAGCCUCUUGACCCACGGCACGGCCUGCUGCUGCGUUUUUCGCCCGCCCGGCUGCCAGGAGAAGAGCAGCUGGAGGCAGGGCCUGGCACACGGCAAGAGGAAGCUGCAACACCUGCACUGGCUCAGCCUCCUGGCCAAGGCGGCCUUGGAAGGGAUUUUCCUGGUGGCUUUCCACGGACUCUACGCUCGCUACCCGUCGCAACUCCAUUGCCCUCCGUCCGUCUCCUGUCCCGUCGGGGUUCUGUGCACCGUCCAGCAAGCAAACUGGAAAGACGCAUUCAACCUCUUCAUAGCUGGGGCUUCCUGGGCCUCCGUUGCGCUGUGCCUCCCCGGGUUGUUCUCAGCGGCAUCCCAAACCUUUCACUGUGCAUUGGGCCCAGGGAAGAGUCAACUGGAACGGCCUCUCUUGAUCCCAGAUGUUUGA